This is a messenger RNA of Leopardus geoffroyi (Geoffroy's cat), 5263 nucleotides long. It is a transcript of the gene DDAH1, whose product is annotated as dimethylarginine dimethylaminohydrolase 1. The transcript has 11 exons. Gene Ontology annotation, biological process: positive regulation of nitric oxide biosynthetic process; arginine metabolic process. Gene Ontology annotation, molecular function: amino acid binding; dimethylargininase activity. NCBI's taxonomy places the organism in Eukaryota, Metazoa, Chordata, Mammalia, Carnivora, Felidae. The record is from RefSeq and is a predicted model, not a curated record. The coding region runs from base 1614 to 2339 and encodes 241 amino acids.
GAGUGGGACUGGUUGCCAGGAGAAUCAACCUUGUGAUUGGAGGCUUGGAACUUUCAAUCCCACCCCCAACCUCUGGGGAGGGGGAAGCCUGGAGGUUGAAGCAGUCGCCAGCUGUCAGUGAUUUAAUCAAUCAUGGCUAUGUAAUGAAGCCUCCGUAAAAUCGAAAGAGGAGAGGGUUCAGAGAGCUUCUGGCUUGGUGAACACUUGGGUGUCUGGAAGAGUGCACACCAGGAGAGGACGUGGAAGUUCCUUGCCCUGUACUCAUACCUUGCCCUACCCAUCUCUUCCGUCUGGCUGUUCCCGAAUUAUAUCCUUUUAUAGUAAACCUGUAAUCUAGUAAGUAAAAUGUAUCUUGAGUUCUGUGAGCCACUCUAGCAAAUUAAUGGAACCCGAGGAGGAGGUUGUGGGAACCUCUGAUUUCGAGCCCAUUGGUCGGAAGUGCAGAUAACAAUCUGGACUUGUGUUUCGCAUCUGAAGUCCAAGGUGGGGGCCAAGGGAACUUCCAAUCUAUAGCUGGUUGGUCAGAAGCACAGGUAACCUGGGCUUGCAACUGACUUCUGAAGUGGUGGGUGAUGGAGGGAGGGCAGUCUUGUAGGACUGAGCUCUUACCCUGUGGAAUCUGAUGCUGUCUCUGGGUAGAUAGUGUAUGAAUUGAGUCAAAUUGUAGGACACCCAGCUGGCAUCCAAGAAUUGCUUGACAGCAUUGGGGGAAACCCCUCCACCCACACACAUGGUGAAAUUGGUGAUCUAGAACAUUUUAUGGGAGAAGCAGCAAGUGCGGAAGCAAAGCUGAUAUGUUUGAUUUGAGACCCCUUGAACCUAGCUCCAGAUGGAGAUGUCCAGGGAGCAUUUAGAAAUUCGUAAUUUCAUUUUGGAAAACAGAGACUAAAGAUGUCAUUUUAGAAUCAUAUUCAUUCAGGUGAUGGUUGAAUCCAUGGAGGCAGAUAAGAUUUGUAAGGAAGGGAAUAUACAAGGAAACGAGAAGAAAAUUAAAGAAUGGAGACUUUAAACAGGAAGAAUUUGAGCAUUUGGAGAAGAACUGGAACAGGACCAUGAACAUGAAUCCAAAGAGAAACAGUGCUAAACAUGAGCACACAUUCACAGACAAAUUGUGCUGCUCCUGGAGUCCUAUAUAUUUCAGCAUCUGAUGAGCAUCUGUUGGUUGAAUUGCCUCUUAAAAGUAAUGCUAUAGAAGAAUUUAGGACAUAGCUUCUACGGCAUCCAGUUGGAAAUGUACUUAAGAAUGUCUAUGAAUCAAUAAAAGAAAAAUUAUUGUUAUAUCCCAAGUAAGGCUGUCUUCUGAGAUCAUUUGUCUAUCGCAGGAAAUCAGUUUCACCUAUACAAAACAGGAGCUCUGGUAGCCUCUGCUGAGACUUUUCAGUAGAAAAUGCUUUGAAAAAGAAAAGAAAAGAGAGAAGCAGCUAUUUUGAAGACUGACUUUCUAAAAUUAUAUUUAGGAUUAAGCGGCUGUAACAUUGCCAUUCGUCGCCGAGGCUCCUGGUUUCAGCACGUCUCCUUGGUUCCCAGCCAGUCCUGGGUGUUCAGAAGCUCUUCUACCAGCAAAGAAAGAGGAUUUCUUCCCAUUUGGCUCCAGCCUGGAAACAAUCCCAAGAAUGACUUGUAUUGGAUCAAUGGAGGUUGCAUACUCCCAAACCGCACACCAAGCCAGGAAGAUGGGUGAGGACACAGUGAGAAGGUGGCCAUCUGCAAGCCAGGGAGACAGCUCUCACCAGAACCCACCCAUAUACUGCCACCCUGACCUCAGAUUUCCAGUCUCCAGAACUGUUGACAUGAUGAAAGAAGCGUUAGAAAAACUUCAGCUCAAUCUAGUAGAGAUGAAAGAUGAAAACGCAACCUUAGAUGGUGGAGAUGUCUUAUUUACAGGCAGAGAAUUUUUUGUGGGCCUUUCCAAAAGGACAAAUCAACGAGGUGCUGAAAUCUUGGCUGAUACUUUUAAGGACUAUGCAGUCUCCACAGUCCCGGUGGCUGAUGCUUUGCAUUUGAAGAGUUUCUGCAGCAUGGCUGGGCCUAACCUAAUCGCAAUUGGAUCCAGUGAAUCUGCACAGAAGGCCCUAAAGAUCAUGCAACAGAUGAGUGACCACCGCUAUGACAAACUCACUGUGCCUGAUGACAUGGCCGCGAACUGUAUAUACCUAAAUAUCCCCAACAAAGGCCACGUCUUGCUACACCGAACCCCAGAAGAGUAUCCAGAAAGUGCAAAGGUUUAUGAGAAGCUGAAGGACCAUAUGCUGAUCCCCGUGAGCCAUUCUGAACUGGAAAAGGUGGAUGGGCUGCUCACAUGCUGCUCAAUUUUAAUUAACAAGAAGGUAGACUCCUGAGUUGAAGUCCCUCCCUUGUAGCCAGCAAUACUGCACUCACAAGGCCGAUAACUGUACCACUCCUAUCGUGUUCAUUGACAAUCUACUGUGCCACUGUGCUACUAACUCUGGUUUACAAAAGUCUGAUUCCAAGUUUGCUUCAUUCUGCACCCCUCCCCCCGCCCCUUGCGGUGGUACCUAAGCCGUGGGUUUUGCUAAAUGAAUUAAGCAAUCUAGAAAAUAUAGAGCUAAUGAAUUAUUGAACUGUGAUUAAUAAUAGUAAAGAAACACUCAUUUUAGUGUUUGUAUUAUUGGUGUGAAAUAUAUAUAUGCUGUUUAGUUGCCAAUAUAUGCUAAAGGGUAUCUUCUUGAUCAGUCAGAUAGGCUGGGUUGUUUUGCGUUUUGUUUUUUGUUUUUCUCUGUAUCAUUAAUCAUCUUUCGUUCCUGAAAAAUUCCCUCGUUCCUGAAUCCUCUCCGUUUCCUUCUUUUUUUUUUUUUUUUUUCAUCUGAACUCUGGAAAUUUUGUUUCCAGUUAUUUUCUUUUGCCUUUCCCACUUCUAUUACCUUAGGUAAAAUCCACUGUCUUGCCUUCUGGAUACCUUCCUGCAGGCCUCCCCCAUCUGCCACAUCCGUCUCCUCUGGCUCAUGGCUACGUAUUUGGCCACCACCUCCAUUCUCCCCAGGAAAGGCAGACAGGUCCCUCAGCAGAAUUGUGACCAAAAUCAGAGAGACUAUUUGGGGAAGAGUUAACUACAAAGAAGCAUAUCCUGAUGGGGUUUGCCCCAGAUAACUAAAUUCCAUAAGUAGGACACCACAGCUAGGAAGGUAAAUUCAGCUCCAUAGGGUUGCUAGGAUCGUAGAUCAAGACACCAUAUGGGUACAAUGUCUUAGGAAGUCUUUUAAGUCACAUUCCAUGAAUUUUUGCUUUAUCACUAGCCAUUUACAGACCUUGGGGAAUACUCUUAUUUAUUCCAUCAGCUCAUUUCUAUUCCCACCCCCCCCCCAAAGUGACUCACCCUAUUUCCAGCCUUCUACCCCCCUGCAAUUAUCCUGGUCUAACGACGUUAUUUCUUUGAAAAGAGACAUUGCAUCUAAAAGUGAUUAUUGAUGGUCUAGUGAGAGCCAGAUGGAGCAUGUACAGGAAGUGAUCCGCUUGGUGCUUGAAACCGCAGACAAUGGACAAUUCUACUUUGAAAUAUCUAUGAUUAUGUACUGUGGAAUUCAAUUAACACUUUUUUCCUCUCUAGCUUUUAAAUUACACAACCUAAAACUGAUGCCAGUCUCUUACAAAGAACAAUGCCGCAGUGAAGGGAGAGAUCAUUGUCUUUUACUUAAACCUGAAAGAAACAGCCUCUUAGCAGGCCAAGGAAAUGGUACUUUCCAAGGAAUGGUGACUGAUCCAGGCAUGUUAUCAAACUUCCUAGUCAUCUCCACCUUUCCGGUAUUGCCUGUAGCUUGUUGUUCAAGAUUAACAAUCAGGGAGAUUAAGAAAUAUGACUGAAAGUCUUGCUCUGCUUACCUAUGUAUUUCUAACCAAUCAUUUCUUAGGUUUAGUGACCAAAUGGAAGUGAUAAGCCUCUGAGAAAACCAAGGCAUCCAUAACUACUAUCUGUCUUUUUCGUUUAUUUGAUGAUCUAAUGCCAGGAUUUGAAGAAUUCCUUUCCUCUCCUUUUUGCUUAACUUUAAAUUCAUUUCACAUGCAGAUAUCUUAAAUAGCAUCCCAUGAAUGAACCAUAUCUUAGUCACUGUCAUAUUUGGAAUUGUCUCAUCAUAGGUGAAUAGUAUGUUUUUACCAGAGAGAAAAUGAAUGUUACCCACAUGCUCAAGUUAAUAAGGAAAAAUUGUCUUCCACAAUUAUGGUUGCCCUUUUGGGUUAAAUCUGGCUCUGAGCUGGCAAAAUCAGAACUUCUCCCUGGAAGAGUUCAGCAUCUCAGAAACAAUCUGGGGAAAAUUAACCUAGUCAGCCACAUGAGGCUUACUAGCAAGUGGCAUAUAAUUUUUAAUAUCUUUACUUCUGUCAUCCCCAACUGAAGAACUGUAUUAUAGUCGAUUGCAGGUAGUUAGAUUUUUCUUCUGAACAAUCUGUUCUGCAGAAGGCUGUUUCCCACCUUUCCUUUCCUUUGCUUGCACUCUUUGCUCCUCUGUCUCAAGAAGUCACUUAGAAUCUGUGUGCCUCUUCUACAGAAUCUCAUUCUAUGCUAUGUCAACUGACUAGGCUGUCUUCUUUGGACUCCCUACGUGAUGAUGUGAAAACUCAAACUAUCUGCAGCAUAGUAGUAGUAUUUUUUGAUGUUCUCGUAAGCAUAAUGUUCUCUUUUCGGAGGAAAGAUAACCUGUUAUUACAUAGGUUCCCCUCUGGCCCGUUGUGAUUUAUAAGGAUAAAUAAACUAACAGAAGCUGCUCUUUGACAUUGUGAAGACAAUAGGAAUUAUAUUAAAGUAAGGAAAAGUUGAGUCAGAAUUACUUGGUCGGUAAGAUUCAAUCUAAUAGGGGCAAUAUAGAGAAAGUACAUUAUUUAGCAUUAUUUCUUCAACUCUAAUGAAUCACUGUAGAAAUCAGCAGGCAGAUCUCUAAUGUGUAUUGAUUGCUCUUUAAGCUAUUGUGAACAGAUUACUAAGGCUAUCUCCUCAUCUCUAAGGGGGAAAUAGUCUGUAGAUGAAUAAUGUGACUUAUAUAGAGUUGCAUGUUAGUCUUGGUAAUUAUUUAAUCUUUAACAUUCUACAGAACUCAGACAUGAUUUCAACAUGGUGUUAGAUGUGUGCAUUUUGAUUUGCUGACCAUCACAUUCCAGCCAAUGUAUGGUUAUCCACUCUGUGUGCCAAAACCAGUAAAUGCCUUUCACGGCUCUUUAGUCCAGAGAAGUUCUGCACUGAUUUUGGUCUCUUGUUGUCCUGAUCCUACAAGUAUACAAAUCACGAUGGAAUAAAGUGUGAAUUGUACUGUGA